Jaculus jaculus (lesser Egyptian jerboa) is the source of this 2573-nucleotide messenger RNA. RefSeq names its product ubiquitin like modifier activating enzyme 2 (gene Uba2). The transcript has 17 exons. The coding region runs from base 13 to 1932 and encodes 639 amino acids. NCBI's taxonomy places the organism in Eukaryota, Metazoa, Chordata, Mammalia, Rodentia, Dipodidae. Gene Ontology annotation, molecular function: SUMO activating enzyme activity. The record is from RefSeq and is a predicted model, not a curated record. Gene Ontology annotation, biological process: protein sumoylation. Gene Ontology annotation, cellular component: cytoplasm; SUMO activating enzyme complex.
GUCCGGGCCGCCAUGGCGCUGUCGCGGGGGCUGCCCCGGGAGCUGGCUGAGGCGGUGGCCGGCGGCCGGGUGCUGGUGGUGGGCGCGGGCGGCAUCGGCUGCGAGCUCCUCAAGAACCUCGUGCUCACCGGCUUCUCCCACAUCGACCUGAUUGACCUGGACACUAUUGAUGUCAGCAACCUCAACAGGCAGUUUCUGUUUCAAAAGAAGCACGUUGGAAGAUCAAAGGCACAGGUUGCCAAAGAAAGUGUACUACAGUUUUAUCCGAAAGCCAACAUUGUAGCUUACCAUGACAGCAUCAUGAACCCUGACUAUAAUGUGGAAUUUUUUCGACAGUUUAUAUUGGUUAUGAAUGCAUUAGAUAACAGAGCUGCCCGAAACCAUGUUAAUAGGAUGUGUUUGGCAGCUGACGUGCCUCUUAUUGAGAGUGGGACUGCUGGUUAUCUUGGACAAGUAACUACUAUAAAGAAGGGUGUAACCGAGUGUUAUGAAUGUCAUCCUAAGCCAACACAGAGAACUUUUCCUGGCUGUACGAUUCGGAAUACACCUUCUGAACCUAUUCAUUGCAUCGUUUGGGCAAAAUAUUUGUUCAACCAGCUGUUUGGGGAGGAGGAUGCGGACCAAGAAGUGUCACCUGACAGAGCUGACCCUGAAGCUUCCUGGGAACCAACAGAAGCUGAAGCCAGAGCCCGGGCAUCUAAUGAAGAUGGAGACAUUAAGCGUAUUUCCACUAAGGAAUGGGCUAAGUCAACUGGAUAUGAUCCAGUUAAACUUUUUACCAAGCUUUUUAAAGAUGAUAUCAGGUAUCUAUUGACAAUGGACAAACUGUGGCGCAAAAGGAAACCUCCAGUUCCUUUGGACUGGGCUGAGGUACAAAGUCAAGGAGAAGAAGCUGAUGCAUCUGAUCUGCAGAGUGAGCCCCAGUUAGGCCUGAAAGACCAGCAGGUUCUAGAUGUGAAGAGCUAUGCCAGUCUUUUUUCAAAGAGCAUUGAGACUUUAAGAGUUCAUUUAGCAGAAAAAGGGGAUGGAGCUGAGCUCAUAUGGGAUAAGGAUGAUCCUUCUGCAAUGGACUUUGUCACCUCCGCCGCAAACCUCAGGAUGCAUAUUUUCAGCAUGAAUAUGAAGAGCAGAUUUGAUAUAAAAUCAAUGGCAGGGAACAUUAUUCCAGCUAUUGCAACUACUAAUGCAGUAAUUGCUGGAUUGAUAGUAUUGGAAGGAUUGAAGAUCUUAUCAGGAAAGAUAGACCAGUGUAGAACAAUAUUUUUGAAUAAGCAGCCAAAUCCAAGAAAGAAACUUCUUGUGCCUUGUGCGCUGGAUCCUCCUAACCCCAAUUGUUACGUAUGUGCCAGCAAGCCAGAGGUGACUGUACGUCUGAAUGUCCAUAAAGUGACCGUUCUCACCUUACAAGAUAAGAUAGUGAAAGAAAAAUUUGCUAUGGUGGCACCAGAUGUCCAAAUUGAAGAUGGGAAAGGAACAAUUUUAAUUUCUUCAGAAGAGGGAGAGACGGAAGCUAAUAAUCACAAGAAAUUGUCAGAAUUUGGAAUUAGAAAUGGCAGCCGGCUCCAAGCUGAUGACUUCCUUCAGGACUACACUUUAUUGAUCAACGUUCUUCACAGUGAAGACCUUGGGAAGGAUGUUGAGUUUGAAGUUGUUGGUGAUGCCCCAGAAAAGGUGGGGCCCAAACAAACUGAAGAUGCUUCUAAAAGCAUAACCAAUGGCAGUGAUGAUGGAGCCCAGCCUUCCACCUCCACAGCACAAGAACAAGAUGACGUGCUCAUCGUUGACUCAGACGAAGAAGGUUCAUCCAAUAACGCUGACACUGGUGAAGACGAGAGGAGUCGCAAGAGGAAACGAGAGGAGGAGAAUGUCAGCGCCAAGAGGUCACGCCUAGAGCAGACCGAAGAGCUCGAUGACAUCAUAGCAUUAGACUGAGCUGAUCUUACUGUGCUGGCUCAUCUGGGCAGAACCAGGCUGUUUUGUCCUUUGUUCCAGAGGGGAAGGCAACAUUGACACCAGUGACUUGAACAUGAUUCUGCUCCCUUUGAAAGCAUUUGUUUUGCUAGGACCGUCAGCAACAUUGCGGUAUGCUGUACUGACAGUAGGAAUAUAAAUUUCAAUCCCUUUGAACAGAGUUAUGCACAAACCAGUGAUGCAUUGAAACAACACCGUGCAUGUUGCCUUUCAAUGUAAAUAUCUUAGGUAUCAUUUGAGAGUUUAAAAUAUUGUGCUUUAGUAAAGUUGGUACCUGGUUAUAAAUAUUAUGCCUUUAUUUUUGGCUAGAAGAAGAGUUAUUUUUAGCCUAGAUCUAACCAUUUUCAUACUCUUAACUGAACAGAUUCAAAGAAGUGCUAUGCAUUGAGACUUGUUUUUAAAUGUCAACUGGCACUAUGUAUAUUAAUGUAAAACAAUGUUAAUUUACUCAUUUCAGUUUAUACUGCCUGGGAUGUCUGUAAGAAACCAAUUUUUGUGUAUUUGUUACAGUUUCAGGUUAUUUAUAUUUGAUGUUUUGUAAGACUCAAAUAACAAAUAUACUGUACUUAUGGACCAAAUAAAUGACAUCUGCAUACUUGUUA